AUGGAUCCCCAAAGAGUGAAAUCGAGGGCGGAAGAUGAAUCCAGGGCCGAUGGGAGGAAGGCCUUGAAAUCCUUGAAGUAUUUGCUGGAGGCUUGGCUCAAGGUGGUGAAUGAACAACCUCCAAGAGUAGCCGGAGAAGUUAGGUCGUUAGCAGCUAGGCCGGGAGUGGAAGUCCCGGAUCAAGGUAGAACCCCCGCAGAAGAUGUCACGAAAAGAUCAGAAGAGCGGGGAAGUAAGGGCGCUUGCCCGAGAGCUCAAGAGCAAAGGCGAGAUCCAGUAGUUAAAGUAGUUCCUUCUUCAGUACUAGAAAGAGGAAUGAUCCUUCAAGCGAUGGAUCCAGGACCUGGUCCAAAGGUCGGAAUCCAGCUUAUAAAGGUGUUCGAUCGAAUAAAAGGCGAAAGGACGAAAAGAGGGGAGAGCAGGUCUCUGGGUAGGCGCAUCUCCAGUUUCUAA
Molecule: messenger RNA, 453 nt
Organism: Striga asiatica
Lineage: Eukaryota; Viridiplantae; Streptophyta; Magnoliopsida; Lamiales; Orobanchaceae
Source: the annotation of a GenBank genome assembly